Molecule: messenger RNA, 306 nt
Organism: Prunus armeniaca (apricot)
Lineage: Eukaryota; Viridiplantae; Streptophyta; Magnoliopsida; Rosales; Rosaceae
Source: the annotation of a GenBank genome assembly
AUGAUCGAGGACGGCCUGGCUCAGAGCCGCCCAGAAAUUGACCGAACUCCUUUUCCUCGGAAUUAUCGGUUGCCAGAAUUCAUUCUAUUCUCCGGGGAUGGGCAGACCUCCUCCAUUGAACACAUAGGCCGCUUCACGGCCCAGAGGCUCCGUUUAUUCGUUCACUCUCUGACCGGCGCGGCGUUCUCGUGGUUCAUAAACCUUCCACCGAAUUCAGUGAGGGAUUGGUCUGACAUGGAAAGGAUAUUCCAGGAACAUUUCUAUCAGACCAACCGAGAAAUAAGGUCGCCGAGCUGGCAAGGAUGA